Messenger RNA from Blepharisma stoltei, 1429 nucleotides. Lineage: Eukaryota; Ciliophora; Heterotrichea; Heterotrichida; Blepharismidae. The record is from the annotation of a GenBank genome assembly.
AUGGCCGAAAAACAGCUUGGAGAUAACGAGACCAUGCCUAAGCGGUUUCCAAUCACUGAGAUCAUUUUAUCCAUCAUUGGAAAAAGCAAAAUGCAGCUGAUUUUCUUUCUCAUCUUUUUGCUGUUUUUCCCAUUUCUUGCUCCGUUCUUAAAGGAUUUCGAUGCAGUCGUGCAGAUGAGAAUUGCUCAGAACCCGAAUUACAACUGGCCACAAUACGAGGAUUUAUGGCUAGCUUGUUAUACCUGUGUGAUCCUUAUAUGCAUCCUCUUUUCGAUGAAAUUUUUAUUGAAAUCUUUUUCUGAACGAAUUAUUGCUCCUAAAUACACAGGAAAAGAAAGGAUUGUAAGAAGUGAAAAACUAAUUGAAUCUUUAUUUAAGACGCUUUAUUUUACUUUUGCUUUUGUAUUUGGCUAUUGGGUUGCUAACUCCCCCCCCCCCCCCUCCGUGAGCGAACAAAACCAUUAGAAAAAUCGCUAUUUUUUGACCAAAAACCCACCCUCCGUGAGUGAACAAAAAUUUUUUUUAAUAGAAAAAAUUUUAAUGGAAAAAAAAUUUUGAUAUAUAAGUGAUAAUUAGUAUAAUGAAAUCUAGAGCUAAUUCUGUUUAAUUUUAAACAAAUUGCGUUUUAAAACAUAAAUUUUGCAAAUUAAAUUAAUAUUUGCUUCCCAAUUUUUGCAAAUUAGGAUUUUUUUUUAAAUUUCGAAAAAAAUAUUUUUUUUAUAAAAUUUAUAUAUAAAUUUUUUUUUAAAAAAAAAAAUUAACCCCCCUCCGUGAGCGAACAAAAUUUUUUUGUUCGCUCACGGAGGGGGGGGGGAGUAAGGACUCUUAUUGGCUUUCACCUUCACUUGGUGGGCAUGGGAGUGUUGAUGAAAUGUGGAGAGAUUUUCCAUUCCAAAGCUAUGAAACUUUUCCUUACAUCAGGCAGUACAUUUUGAUACAGCUCGGGUAUCAUGCCCAAUCAUUUAUAGUUCAUAUUUUCAGCAAGCCGAGAAAUGAUUUUAUGGAAAUGCUUUUGCAUCAUUCGAUGACUGUAUGGUUGGUAACAUCAGCAUAUAUGAUGAACUGUGUUGUUGUAUCGCAUCUCGUCCUAUAUACUCAUGACUUAUCUGACCUCUUUGUAUGUUUGACAAGAACUCUGAUGGAUACGAGGCAUAAAUAUAUUACUUUUGUGACAUAUAUAGGCAUUAUGAUUACAUGGGCUUAUAUGAGACUUUACAUUUUCCCAUUUGACUUAAUGAGAGUAGGAAGCUACUACGGCAACCCAGUUGCCCAUGAAGUUUAUGGCUUAGGAAUUUUGUCAGCAAUGGUCCACGUUUUGCUUGUGCUGCAUAUCUAUUGGUAUAUUCUCCUCAUAAAAAUGGGUUUUAAGUUCAUCAAGUCCGGAGAUCCAGUUGAUACUCAAAGGAAGCUUAAUGAAGAAGCUAAAUAA